AUGUUGGGUAAACGCUUCCAAUCAACAAUCUCAAGAUUCCCAUAUCCUUCACGUUCUGAACAGUUCAAAUAUUAUGAAGAACAGAUCGAAUCGAUAAAACAAUGGUGGUCAAGUCCAAGAUUUAAAGGUAUCAAAAGAACUUAUACCGCAGAACUAGUUGCUGGACAUCGUGGCUCUUUUAACAUUCAAUACCCAUCUUCAAUCCAAGCUCAAAAAUUGUUCAAUCUAUUAAAUACUAGAUUUGAUGAAGGUAAACCUGUACAUACAAUAGGUUCAAUUGAUCCUGUUCAAAUCACUCAAAGUGCUAAAAAUCAAGAAAUUGCAUAUGUUUCAGGAUGGGCAUGCUCUAGUGUCUUGACUACAACUAAUGAGGUUAGUCCAGAUUUUGGUGAUUAUCCUUAUGAUACUGUCCCAAAUCAAGUUGAAAGAUUAUUUAAAGCUCAGUUAUUACAUGAUAAAAAAUCUUAUAGUGAUUGGUUACAGAACCCUAAAAGAGAUGAAGUUGAUAGAAUUGAUUACCUUAGACCUAUAAUUGCAGAUGCUGAUACUGGUCAUGGUGGGACCGGUUCUGUUAUGAAGUUGGCUAAAUUAUUUGCUGAAAGAGGUGCAGCUGCAAUUCAUAUCGAGGAUCAAUUACAUGGUGGUAAAAAAUGUGGUCAUUUAAGUGGGAAAGUUUUAGUACCAACUUCUACACAAAUUUCUAGACUGAUUGCAACUAGAUUACAAUGGGAUAUAAUGAAUACAGAAAAUUUGGUUAUUGCAAGAACUGAUUCAGAAACAGGGAAUUUAUUAAGCUCCACAGUGGAUCCAAGAGAUCAUGAGUUUAUCUUGGGUGUUGUUGAUCCUGUUAAACCUUUGAGUGAAGUUUUAUAUGAAGCUGAAGCUCAAGGUGCAAAUUCUGAACACAUAAACUCCGUGGAACAAGAAUGGGUAGAGAAUCAUAAAUUGUAUACUUUCAAUGAAGCUGUUGAAUCGAAAUUGAAAGAUUUGAAAAAAAUGGAUCUUUAUGCAAACUUCCUUCAACAAUCACAAAAUAAAUCUCUUUAUGAUUCAAAAUUAAUUUUCAAAAGAUUAUCAGGAGGUGAAGAGAUUUUCUUUGAUUGGGAAGCUCCAAAGACAAGAGAAGGUUAUUAUUUAGUCAAAGCUAGUAUUGAUGUUGCAGUCAAGAGAGUUAUUGAAUAUGCUCCAUACGCUGAUUUAUUAUGGUUGGAAACUAAAACACCAGAUUUGAAAUAUGCUCAAGAAUUCGCUAAAAGAAUCCAUCAAGUUUAUCCUGAUAAGAAAUUGGUUUAUAACCUAAGUCCAUCAUUUAAUUGGAGUGCUCAUGGUUUUACUGAACAUGAUUUACAACAAUUUAUUUGGGAUUUAGCAAAAUCUGGGUUUGUUUUACAAUUGGUUUCAUUAGCUGGACUUCAUACAAAUGCUGUUUCGAAUUAUGAAUUGAGUAAGAACUUCAAAGACCAGGGAAUGAAAGCAUAUGUUGAAUUGGUUCAACGUAAAGAAAAAGAGAUUGGAUGUGAUGUCUUGACUCAUCAAAAAUGGUCUGGUGCAAAUUACUAUGAUGAUUUGAUUAGUGCUGUGCAAAGUGGUUCUUCUCAAACUAGUUCUGUUGGUAAAGAUUCCACCGAGCACUCAUUUUAG
This is a messenger RNA of Hansenula anomala, 1641 nucleotides long. It is a transcript of the gene ICL2, whose product is annotated as methylisocitrate lyase ICL2. The record is from RefSeq and is a predicted model, not a curated record. The transcript has a single exon. Bases 1 to 1641 code for a protein of 546 amino acids. Lineage: Eukaryota; Fungi; Ascomycota; Saccharomycetes; Phaffomycetales; Wickerhamomycetaceae. Gene Ontology annotation, molecular function: methylisocitrate lyase activity; isocitrate lyase activity. Gene Ontology annotation, cellular component: mitochondrial matrix.